UCUCUAGGCAGGCGCCAGCAAGCACCACAAAGCCUGGUUCUCAACCUAUUGUCGUCUGCGAGAUCAAAAUGGACCAAAAGUGGAUUCAGAUGCUGGUGAUUCUGGUGUUUUAUCAAACGAGUGUCUCAGGAGCUGGUGACAUAGUCGUAAAAGAGAGGGCGACGAUUGAAAUCAAGUGCGAGCCUCCUGUGGCUUACUCCAUGGUCAUCUGGUUCCGAGUUCUGGACGAAUCAGGGAUGGAAUUCAUCGCUUCUUUUGACAUGAAUGGCAAGAAAAAGUCAACCGCGACUCCUCUCUCCUCAAACGUUGAUGACUCGAAGAUGGACAAACGAAUCCUGUCGCUGAAGUCCUUCAGCAAAGCUCGGGACAGCGGCGCCUACGGCUGUGCCUGCAUUAAAAACAACGAGCUGAUAUUUGGCAAAGUAACUCGACUGAUCGGAGAGAAAAAAGCUGAGGUCACGACCAGAGCACCACUCGUCACCACUGGGACUCCAAACCCCCCCGCGACCACCAAGCCCUGUGUUUGUGAAACCAGUCCUUCCAUCUAUUGCUCAACCAUCAUUCUGGGACCACUGGCCGGCGGCUGUGGCCUUCUUCUCCUCCUCCUCAUCAUCACCAGCCUGUACUGUAACCAAAUAAGGACGCGGAGAUGCCCGCACCACCACAGAAGAAAGCAGCGUAUGAUGGCUCCUGGAAAACAGAUGAAGAACAACACACAUGUUUAAUCUCAAUGCGGCUGUUUUAUUUCUUUAACUGUAAUUAUUAGUUAUGUUCCUAAAAUAAUCUUAUUUACAGUUUAAUUACACUGUGAAUAAUUUACUGGCAAGUUAAAAACUUUUCACUGUGUGUGACAGAAAAUACAAAACAAGAAUCGUUCAAGUCAAAUACUCAUCCGACUUUGGAAGCUUUUCUUUGUCAACAUUAUCUGCGUGGGUUUUACAGUCGAUCGAGCCGCUCUGUCACUAUCACUGUGAUCUCUAUUACUCAAAUAAAAUCUUUUGAAGUGUUUAUUUAUCCGAACACUAUCAAUCCAGAUAAUAAUAAAAAAAAACAAGAUUAGAAUUUGAAUCAACAUUUA
Limanda limanda (common dab) is the source of this 1078-nucleotide messenger RNA. RefSeq names its product CD8a molecule (gene cd8a). The transcript has 6 exons. The coding region runs from base 69 to 725 and encodes 218 amino acids. The record is from RefSeq and is a predicted model, not a curated record. NCBI's taxonomy places the organism in Eukaryota, Metazoa, Chordata, Actinopteri, Pleuronectiformes, Pleuronectidae.